Molecule: messenger RNA, 2483 nt
Organism: Microplitis mediator
Lineage: Eukaryota; Metazoa; Arthropoda; Insecta; Hymenoptera; Braconidae
Product: neurogenic locus notch homolog protein 1-like
Exons: 11
Coding region: 10-2208 (732 amino acids)
Source: RefSeq, a predicted model, not a curated record
UCCGUCAAGAUGAUGUUAAUAUUAAUUGGAAUAUUGUCUCUCAUUGUAGCAUUUGUUAAUCCUUCUUCAUUGAAUACUAGAGAUCCUGAUAGUCAUUGUGUCAGCAAAAAUACACUUUGUGAUCCAAAUAUUACGCGUCCAUGCUGUGAUCAAAAAGAUAUUUGCAAAGAAACUGAACCAAAUUCAUUUAAAUGCAUCGAAAAUGUGGGAUUAGGAAAACUUUGUAUAUGGGACGAAGAUUGUGAUAAAAUAUGGCAUUCAAAAUGUUCAAAAGAAAAAACGUGUAUAUGUAGGACUAAUAAUAUUAAAGUAAAUGAAACGACCUGCGCACCAGUAUUAGGUGGAUUUUGUUGGAGAAAUGAAUUAUGUGCGACCGAAAACGCUGUUUGUAUUAACAAUGAAUGUCAAUGUAAUGUCAGUAGUUAUCGAAGAUUUAAUGACCAAUGCAUAUUCAAUACGUUAGGGGCACCCUGUGAGAGCGAUGAACGUUGUGAAAAAGUUAGGUUUGCGAAAUGUUCGAGGCAGAAAGUCUGUAGCUGUUCAGCGAAGACUUUCGCUGUAGAUCGAGAUCAUUGUGCACCACUUAUAGGUGGGUUUUGCUGGACAGCAAAUGAUUGUCUACCUUCAAAUUCUAUUUGUGUUGAUAACAGCUGUAAAUGUAAGGAUUACUACAUUUCGAAUUCGAAUGAUCAAUGCAUACCAGUUCAUCUCAAUGGAGCCUGCAAAAAUAAUAAUGAUUGCAAUCGGAUCCAAAAUGCAAGAUGUUCAGUUGACAAUGUAUGUGUUUGUGAUGAAAAUCAUAUUGAAAUAAACGAAAGAACCUGCGGACUGAUGCUAAACGAAUUUUGUCUUGAAGAUGGGGACUGUACAGCUAUUGAUUCCAUUUGCAUCAUGAAUGAAUGUCAAUGCAAACCACAUUAUGUGAGGCGAUCGAAAAAUUUAUGUGUAUUAUCUCAAUUAGGUAUGGACUGUAAAGAUAGUAUUGAUUGUAUUGAUAUACUAUAUAGUGAAUGCUCUGUGAACAAAAAGUGUGAAUGCAUUUCAAACUAUGCAGAAUAUGAUAUUUCAGCGUGUGGGCCACAACUAGGCAGUUUUUGUUCAGAAAUUCGACCAUGUGCAACUCCUAAUUCGAUUUGUUCAAAUAAUAUAUGUGUGUGUGGCGAUGGUCUUAUAGGACAUUCCAACAAUAAAUGUACAUCACAUUAUAUCGGAAAGUACUGCAUGGUAGAAGAAGAUUGCAAAGAAAUACUGAAUUCAAAAUGCGUAAACAACGACUGUGCUUGUAAAGACAACUAUGAUAUGCUGAAUACAACGGCUUGUGCACCACUAUUAGGUGAAUAUUGUGAAAACAACCAACAAUGCGCGCCCGCCAAUUCAAUAUGCAACGAAAAUAAAUGCCAAUGUGAUUUGGAUUACGUACGUCGAUUUAAUAAUAAAUGCAUACCGGAAGCAGGGCAUUUCAAAAUAUCAUGUUACGAAAAUAAUGAUUGUGUAAGCAUUAAAUAUGCACAAUGUUCCACAUAUCAAAAAUGUGUUUGUCCAUCAGAGUAUGUCGCUCUCGGUGAUGAUAGAUGUAUAGCGCUUAUAGGUGAAUAUUGUGACUCAGACGAAGAAUGUAUUUCAUAUAAUACUGUUUGUAUCAAUAAUAAAUGCCAAUGUGCAAAGAAAUUUGUCAUGAGAACUAAAUAUCAAUGUGACCAUAUUUCACUUGGUAGACCAUGUCACAAUAAUGAUGAUUGUGACAUAGGCAUAAAAAAUUCCGUUUGUUCGAACAAUAAUACCUGUGUUUGUCGAAACAAUUACCAUGCAUUGAACGAGUUCGAAUGCGCCCCUUUUUUACAUCAAUAUUGUUUGAAUAAUGAUGAAUGUCGAUUCAAUUCUUCUAUCUGUAUUGAAAAUAAAUGUCAAUGCAUAAAUAACUUUCAAUCUGUGUCAGAAAGUCAGUGCAAACCAAUUGAUUACUUGUAUGAAUGCAACGAAGAUUUGGAUUGCGGUGAUCCAUGGCAUAUUAAAUGUUUUCCAGACAGGAAAUGUCGGUGCAAUUCAAACAAUAUUUCAAUUAAUCGAUCGACAUGUUUGCCACUUUUAAACGGUUAUUGCUGGAGAGAUAGCCAAUGCUUUGUUCCCAAUUCAGCUUGCAUUGAUUUUCAGUGUAAAUGCAAACAUAAUUUCAUGCCGGUAUCCGGUAAUUUAUGCUUGUCAGUGUAAAGUAUAACCCUAUCGACACCUUUAUUCUUAUCGUCACUAUGGCUUCUUACAUGGACUGCGAACCGGUUGCUGAUAAACAAUCAUUGAAUUAUCAUUUUUAAAUUUAUAUUAUAAAAUGUAGACGCUUAUAAAAAAAGAUAGAACAUUGUUCCUCUAGUGCUGUUAUUUUUAGUUACAUUAAUAAUUCAUGAAUGAGUAUUUCUUGCAGUAGUAAAAAUUCACCACAAACCCUUAUUUUGGUAAUGCACCAAACAUAUCUAUUUUAUUUUCCAUCA